AUGGGUGGCAGCAAACAAUUUGUGAUGAAUCCGUUCCCGUCAAUGGAACUAUCGUUGGGCGACAAGAAGCAGCUACGAAAGACCGCAAACGGCUUUCUUAUUGAAUCCCUUCAAUCGUACGAGACAUAUCUCAAGGACGAUGAACGGAAAGUAGACGAGCGUCGCUGGAAGCCGCUCAAGACGAAAGAAAAUCUGCGCUUGUUUAUUGAGAGGGAGGUGCGCACAACGACCGACGGCAACUUCUCCAUGAUAAACGAGGCAUCGGAGCAGGCUGGCACACCAGUGAUAUUGUGCGCUGGCACAAUGCAGGGCAAUCUUGAGGACGUUGUAUUUGGUACAGUAAGCUCGACUUCGGAGGACAUGUGCUUUAACGCUACUUACAUUGACGACCUCACGGGAGCAUCAGUUCUUGCCAGAGUUGUGGAACCUACAGUUGAGGAACCGUUGCAGACGCUUGCACUUAAGUGGAUGGAGGUAAACCUGCCCUUGCACUCAAACAAACGCGACUUCGUGUUCAUUGAGGCCACGGGUCUCACGCAACUUGCCAAUGGGGAGCGUGUGGGAUACCGGUUAAUGUAUUCGAUCGGCUUCCCGCAGACGCCGGAGCUUCCACACCGCGUGCGCGCCAGUGUCAAUGUCUUUUUUCUCUACCGUCAAGAUCACAACCAGUGCGUUGAGUUGUUUGCGUCUGGCGUCGUGGCCAACGGUUCAACUGUCGAGUCAUUCCUGGUCUCAGCCUGGGCCAUGAAAGUGUUCACGGCACUUAAAUUUGCUCACUGCGGCGAGAUGAAGAAGCUUGCAUGGCUGAUGCAACGCCGCUACGCUUUGGACAAGCAGCGGGGUGCCCCUCUUGAAGAAGGCGAGUGCUCAAACUGUGGCACUCCGAUUAGCUCUAAAAUCUUCGGCAAGUUUGGACGAUCUCGCGACUCGUGCAAACUCUGCCAUCAGCUUGUGUGCGGUACUUGUCGCGUGAAAAAGCGGCUGCACUUUGUUACACUGGAGAUGACGUUUGAGGAGCGGACGACGUCGUUUUGUCCUUCCUGUAUCAAGGAGGCCUUUGACCUUAACACAGAAGAGGCUGCUCGAGCUCAGAUUGCAAGUAUCAACUCGCAGUACGCCUUCCAUUCAGGUGCAGACUAUUCUGCAUUUGAUUGUAGAAACGAAGUAUCAGCAGCCAAGGGUAGCACAUGGCGUCCAUUCUACUUUCUAGCAGCGCAGAAAGUAGAUUGGACGCCAUGUGCUACUCCUUUUGGAUGCUUUGCGUCUUUCAAGGCGACGGGCUAUUCAAAACUUCGUACUGGCGAGAAGCUUGACUACCACCUUAUUCUCUCGAUUCCUUUCCUAGACGCCCAAGGUUGGCAACAACAUGUGGGGACAAGUGUUCACUUGCGGCUAGUACAAACAGUGCAGGAACAAAACCGUGCCCGAACGUUGCUGGAUUACGGGGAACGUGUCGCUCGAUUUCACGCGGUCAAGUUAGUAUCGGUUUAG
Messenger RNA from Peronospora belbahrii, 1491 nucleotides. NCBI's taxonomy places the organism in Eukaryota, Oomycota, Peronosporomycetes, Peronosporales, Peronosporaceae. The record is from the annotation of a GenBank genome assembly.